CCCAAAAUUACGGCAACCAAAAUUACACCUACAAUACCACCUGAUUUUGACAUUACACAUAUCUGUUUUGUUUACUAUAUGUUUACUAUUCUUUAAAAGGCAUUUUUAAUGUUUAAUCGUGAAUAAAAUUUAUAUCAAAACCUAUCUAAAAGUUUUUUUUUAUAAUAUAUUGAAAUAUGUUAAUUAUUACCGGUUAGUCUUUUUUGGAAUAUAUUCUUAAAGACUGAAAAUGAAUCUGGCUGAUUCUGAUAGUGAUGAUGAAUUACCUCCAGGAUGGGAAGAAAGGGUAACAGCAGGAGGAUAUGUUUACUAUGCCAAUCAUUUGACCAAAAAUACCCAGUGGACUCAUCCUAGAACAGGAAAGAAAAAGAAAGUUGCUGGCAAUUUACCAUUUGGUUGGGAAAGGAUAGUUACCCAAACAGGCCAAAUAAUUUAUGUCAAUCAUGAAACUGAGCGGACCACUUAUACCGAUCCUAGGUUAGCAUUUGCUGUAGAAGAAAAAGAACAUGCUACCGACUUUAGACAACGAUUUGAUGCAUCAAGUACUGCCUUGCAAAUUUUACAUGGAAGAGAUUUGAGUGGCAAGGUUGCUGUUAUUACUGGGGCUAAUACAGGUAUUGGUUUUGAAACAGCUAGAUCAUUGGCCAAACAUGGAUGUACUGUUAUAUUUGCCUGUAGAAAUCUUGCUGCAGCUGAAGAAAGUAUAGAUAAGAUUAGAUCCGAAGAGAGACUUAAUAUUGCAGAUAAUUGCAUUGCCAUACAUCUUGAUCUUUCAUCAUUAGCCUCAGUUGUCCAGUUUGGUAAUACAAUAAAAAGCCGAUACCAUAAGGUUGAUAUUAUUAUAUUAAAUGCAGGAGUUUUUGGAUUGCCAUAUACAAAGACACUGGAUGGUUUUGAAAUGACUUUCCAAGUAAACCAUUUAUCUCACUUUUAUCUGACACUUCUUCUAGAGCCAUUAUUUGUCCAGGGAUCAAGAAUUGUUAUAGUUUCUUCAGAGUCUCAUAGGUUUGCCAAUUUAACAUCUGCUAGUAUAGAUCCUUUAACACUGUCUCCAGAAACAUGGCGCCAUUACUGGAAUAUGACAGCCUAUAACAAUUCAAAGCUGUGUAACGUUUUGUUUGCUAGGCAGUUAGCAAAAAAUUUACAGGGAAAAGGUGUAUCUGUAUUUAGUUUGCAUCCAGGAAAUAUGGUAUCAACAGGCUUAAGCAGGCAUUGGUGGUUGUAUAGGCUUCUUUUUGCUUUUGAAGUGCAAGCGACAUCUGUGCAAGAGAAGCAAAACCUCCCAAAAAACCUCGAUACAAAGAAAGAGGGACACAAUAGAACUGUAGAGCUGAGGCCGCAGUGCAAGCAAGUUACCUGGAGGGUAGUGGGUAUCGAGGCGCCAAGCGACCCUCCAAGUAACCCGCGAGGGAUUUAUUUUAACAACUGCUGUCCUUGCCAAGAGAGUGAGAUGGCGAAAAACGAUGAGAUGGCUUUGCUUUUAUGGAACACAAGCAUUGACAUGAUACAAAGCGUUCUUGGAAAUAAUGCUCCAGGUUUAGAGGAAAAACGACUAGGUAACAAAAUACUUUCUAGUAGUGCUCAAGGGUAUUAAAACGAAUAUUAUACAAUGAAAAAGUAUUAAUGUGAUUUUUUUAAUUAUGUAGUGUUAAGGUAAAAGAAUAUCAUUUUUUGUAUUUAAACAGAUGUAUGUAUACAUGUAAAUAGAAUAGAUAUUUUAA
Molecule: messenger RNA, 1721 nt
Organism: Sitophilus oryzae (rice weevil)
Lineage: Eukaryota; Metazoa; Arthropoda; Insecta; Coleoptera; Curculionidae
Gene: Wwox
Product: WW domain-containing oxidoreductase
Exons: 9
Coding region: 230-1594 (454 amino acids)
Molecular function (GO): protein binding
Source: RefSeq, a predicted model, not a curated record